AUUCUGCAACAGUUUCCCGAGGAAUUGCGGGGUGACAUUGCGCUGCACUUGAACCGAGAGAUGCUGUCUCUUACCAUAUUUACGGCAGCAAGUCCCGGUUGUCGGAAAAGUCUAGCUCAGCUUAUUCAAACCUGCUUUGCUACACCUGGAGAAAAUCUUGUACACCGCGGUGACGUAAUCAAAUACAUCUACUUCGUGUGCAGUGGUUCCUUGGAGAUUUUAGAUGAAGAAGGAACUGUUGUGGCUCUUUUGGGUAGGUCUCCCGACAAAAUUCUACAAAAUAUUGGUUUGACCUCAGCUUUCUUCUGUCUGACAAAGAAGUCUUACGAGGGCCUGACCGGUCUUAAGAAUUGCAGUUUACAUUAUUAA
Molecule: messenger RNA, 369 nt
Organism: Protopolystoma xenopodis
Lineage: Eukaryota; Metazoa; Platyhelminthes; Monogenea; Polystomatidea; Polystomatidae
Source: the annotation of a GenBank genome assembly